CCGGCUGCAGUUUUGAUAAUUUUACGAUUUAUGAUUAUGUAAUUAAUUCACAACGUAAAUGCUGCUUGUAUUAUAUAUAAAUAUAUAUUAAAGUUUGAGUACACAAAUUAAAAUGUAUAAAAUUUAAUUUUAAAAAAGCGCCUUUUCAAAGUACUGUUGCUAUGGCAACUUUACCAUUACUGUUGUGAUUGUUCAGGUUAGGUGUCAGGAUUUAGAGCCUGUUGCAUUUAUAUUAAAAGAGUGAGGUGCUGAUGGAGAACAUCAGAGUUCAGACGGAUUUUGAGUCUUUAAACCUGGAAGAUGGACGCACAUCUUCAUCAUUAUCUUCAUCCUCUUCUCCCUCCUCAGUGUGUGGUGAGCAGGACGUGGAGGUGGUGCGGAGGUGUGCUCUCCGGUUACACAGCCUCAAGGGUGUGUGUGUGUUCGGAGCUCUGAGAGUGUGUGUGCUGUGUGAUAACUUCAUCACCGACAUCGAGCCGCUGCGGCAGUGUGAGAACUUACUGAAGCUCGACCUCAAAGGCAACCAGAUCACUCAGCUACCUGAAGCUUCAUUCUGGAAGAAUCUGAAGGCUUUACAGCUGCUGUUUCUGCAUGAUAAUGAUAUUUCUGUGAUGAGUGAUGUUUCAGGUCUGAGUGUUUGUCCAUCUCUGAGUGCUUUAACUCUGUAUGAAACGCCACUCAGUCAGAUGAGAAACUACAGACACUGUGUCAUUAACAGCAUUUUCAGCCUGAAGGCCCUGGACCAUCACGUUAUCUCAGAUGAAGAGAUCAUUGAAAACUGGCAACUUCCUCACAGAUUUAAAGCCAUGACACCAAAUUUAUCGAUCAAUCUGUAUUCAUCAGUAAACACGGAUUCAGAUGAGGUGAAAGUGCUGCGUGGAAUAAUUUCAGAAAUAAAUAAAGUCCAAGCCGCAAUUUCUCCAACACUCAUCAUCCAGAAGUGGAUUAGAGGCCAUCUGACCAGGAGACGUCUGGGAUUGUGUGGAGCACCAGUUCCUAUGAAAACGUUAGUGAGGAAUGUGACUCGUGUGGGUUCUGUGUGGGAGAUCAGCAGAAGACCAUGGAUUCAGGACAUGAUGAGCUUUAGAUCUUUCCACUGCAGGACACUGACGGACCUCAAACCACCUUGUAACACUCCUCAGCUGAGUAGCCAUGGAGACAAACUCAAUAUCAGAUUUAUGGAACGUCAUGAUGAGGUGAUGGACUUGGAGAGUUUUCGUCUUUUUGGCUUUAAGGCCAUGACGUACUUGUCCAAGUCGUGUGUAGACAUGCUGAUAUCCCAAAAAAGGAACAGGCAGGACAUCCGGGAUGGCAUCACCCAUUUCCACACACAGAAAUCCAACCCCCCCACUGCCCCACUGCCACGCCCACCUAACAUCAGUGCACAGAAGCGCCUCGUUGUCCGACACCAUGACUGUCUGAGCCUCGCCAUGUUCCAAGCAAUAGAGAGAGCGUAUGAGGAGAGAGAGAAGGAGGAGGGACUGAGGGAGCGAGCCAAGCGAGUGAUAGAGGUGCAGAAUCAUCGUAAUGAAGCCCGAGGUCACCGUGAAGGAUUCGUGGAAGCUCAAAGGACAGGGACACUACUGAGGCAUGAACAAGAGCGAGACAGACUGGAGAAAACACUCAAAUUGCAGAGAACCAGGCAGGAGCAGGAGGUGCAGCUAGUCCAUCAGAAGUACCUCAGGUUCCUGGUGGAGAAGCAGAGGAACAUGAUGGAGCAGGAGACAGUGAAGCGCUUCAGCCGACAGCAUGGUGCUUUGACUAAGGCCUUCAGUAAAUACUGCACAGGACGCAGACUCAGCGAGACUCAGCAUGAGAGGAGACGACAGAUCGCUAUCGGCACACAGCACCCUGGCUCUCAGGGACACCUGGAGAACAGGAAGCAGAAUAAACCCAUGAUGUCUUGGAUAUCCAUAAGCCCUCUACUACUUCAGAUACAGUGUCUCUCAGACAGGGGGAAUUCAGGUGAAAUCCAGCCGAUACUCAGUGGACGUUCAGUAGACAGACAUGUAAAUGUAAAUAAAAUAAAAUUUGUGUAAGCUAGCAUAAAAACUAUUAAACUAAACAUCUUUGUUUAAAUAUCUGUAUAAAUAUUAAUUCUGAAGUGAAUUUUGGCUUUAAACACGUACAGGAGAACUUUUACUUCCCAACACUGGCCUUAAGCUCCAUGACAUAAUAACAUCCAUCACAUCAUAACAAACGUGUUUAAAUACAGAACAAUAUACUGAGUAUUUUUUCCAAAUUAAACUUUCACAGUCACAGUCUCAACAUUAAUCUUUAAUGCAUACUUUACGAUCAUCUUAUCAUGGAAAAAUGCUCCUUCACUGAUUUAUCUCGAGUAUAAAUUUCAUCUCAUCUCAAAUACUAUGAAAUAAAUAUAGUCACUAGUUCCUUAUUCUUUAUUACACCACAGUGCUUUUGAAUUCUGGAUUUUGCAGCGCGGUUGAAUUCGCCAGUAAGAUUGGGCAGAAGGUGUACAUUAUUUAUUUAUAACAGCACGGCUCAGACAAAUGAUCGGUUAAUAUUACUGCACUCGUUCUAAUACAUUAUUGUUUCUACAGUAACUUGUACACAAUCUAAGACUGUAUAAUUGUUUAUAUGAUGCUGUUUUUUUUGCAAGACAUUUAUUUAACAUUUAUGGAAUUUAUAAGUGCUUUGUAACAGUCACGGUGCUUUGCAAAGUUUCCCAGCACAGGAAAGUCCUCAAGAUGUAGGAAUUUCCAUGUUCCGGUCUCAGAAACAGAGAGAAAAUGACAACAACUGGUCCACAUCAUGCUGCAUCACAACAUCUGCCCCCCAACCUCCCUGGCAUGCAUCAUUUUCAUUAUUGAAAAUGUGUAAUUCCUUAUAUAACUGUAGCUCUAACAAUAAUGCAUCUGCAAAUCAUAUGUUUAUAUUAAUGCACUGGUUCUUAUACAUUAGAACCAGUGCAUUAAUAUUACAUUACUACAUUUCUUUAGUAACAGCUCAUUCACAGGGACUUGUUUGCUCCACAUAAAGGGAUUAAAAAGUUGUCACAUCCACCACCAUGCCACCAGAGGGCAACCUUCCCCAAAUUUUAGAACUCUUCCUCAUUCCCUACACGUAUUUACUGUCCCAAUCAUUCAUUCAUCCAUCCACUUUCUGUACCGCUUAUCAUUACUGGGUCACAAGGAACCUGAAGCCUAUCCCAGGGAGCAUGGGGAACAAGGCAGGGUACACCCUGGACGGCGUGCCAAUCCAUUGCAGGGCUCAAUAACACACACAUCACACACCCAUUCAUACACUACGGACCAUUUGGACAUGACAAUCAGCCUACAAUGCAUGUCUUUGGACUGGGGGAGGAAACCGGAGUACCCAGAGGAAACCCCUGAAGCACGGGCGAGAACGUGCAAACUCCACACACACAGGGUGGGAAUCAAACCCCCGACCCUGGAGCUGUGAGACAAACACGCUAACCACUAAGCCACCAUGCCCCCUGUCCCAAGCAUAUAUAAAACAAAUGGACACUAAUGCAUGUUUGAUCUUUGUGUAUGCUUCUUGUUCUUUCAUGGUAUCUCAUUUAUGCUCAUCAAAUCACUGCAAAACCCUGAUGUCCUGUGCUCUCCAUGGUUAACCACUCAUGAACCAAACAUAACGUGGAAAGAAGGUGAGCUCACAUCAUCAAAGCUGGGGUUCCUGUAGAUCUCCAUAUUUUUCUCCAUCAUCUCCCUGUUCUCCAUCAAUGAUCUGGGUAGGAACUCACAAAUGGAACUGAUUUUUUAUAAAUUUUUUUGUUUCACUUACGACAACUGUGCACUGUGUGCAUGCUUUAAUACAGAAACUUCAUUUUAUUUACAUAAACAAGCUAAUGGAGAUCAUUAAUCAUUAAUUAAUGCGUGAGAAAGAUGAAGUACAUCAGAUAAUAUGUGGAUAGUGUUCUUCAUCGGCUUAUAGUGUGAAAACUACAAUAAACUGGAAUAAAUCAUGUUUUAUUCAGAUUGACUAGCACUUUAUGUAAAAUUAUUCUGAACAGUUUAUAACUGAAUAUAACUUUGUGUUGGACAAACCAUCUGUAGUAAAGUUUGUAAAGUUUAAUAUAAAUGUGUAGUUUGUAAUAUAAAGCUAAAUGUAAAGAUCUGUCUCGUUAUUUUCUCUCUCUCUCUCUUUCUUACACACACACACACACACACACACACACAUACACAAUGCAGAUGCUAAUGCAGAGGGAAGUGUUUGUAGUGUACAUUUUGUGUUGUAAAAUAGCAAGUUAUU
Molecule: messenger RNA, 4233 nt
Organism: Ictalurus punctatus (channel catfish)
Lineage: Eukaryota; Metazoa; Chordata; Actinopteri; Siluriformes; Ictaluridae
Gene: lrriq3
Product: leucine rich repeats and IQ motif containing 3
Exons: 9
Coding region: 252-2039 (595 amino acids)
Molecular function (GO): protein binding
Source: RefSeq, a predicted model, not a curated record